AUAAACAGAACUCGAAAGAGACUUUUGUUUUUAUGCAGAGUAAAAACGUCACAAAACGUCAUACGUCAUCCCGCUACAGUGCGUAACGAGCCUCCCAAAUUAUUACUUUCAUUUUAUCUAGUGAAGUAAUGGUGGCGCUGUUAAUACAGAGUAACAACAGACCACUUUUGCUUCGCUGAAUCUGCGUUCAUCUCUGAGCAAAAAUUCAAAAAUGAAGCAUGUCUUUAUUUUUCUCUUAUUGUCGAUGUGUUUACAUGUGCACGGAGUGUCAGUGAUGGAGGGAGAUUCAGCCACUCUAAACACUGGUGUUCAAACAAACCAACAAGAAAGUAUUAGAUGGUAUUUUAAUGACAUUCGCAUCGCUCAGAUCAAUGGAGAUCUCAGUAGGAUCUGUACAGAUGUUCAGUGUAAUGAAGGUACUGGGAGAUUCAGAGACAGACUGAAGCUGGAUCAUCAGACUGGAUCUCUGACCAUCACAAACACCAGAAACACAGACUCUGGAGAUUAUGAACUACUGAUCAUCAACAGCAGCAGCUACAGUAGAAAGACCUUCAGUGUUUCUGUUCAUGGUGUGUCUGAUGUUGAAGUGUCAGUGAUGGAGGGAGAUUCAGUCACUCUAAACACUGGUGUUCAAACAAACCAACAAGAAAGAAUUAAAUGGUAUUUUAAUGACACUCUCAUCGCUCUAAUCAGUGGAGAUCUCAGUUAUAUCUGUACAGAUGUUCAGUGUAAUGAAGGUACUGAGAGAUUCAGAGGCAGACUGAAGCUGGAUCAUCAGACUGGAUCUCUGACCAUCAUGAACAUCACAAACACAGACUCUGGAGAAUAUACACUGAAGAUCAUCAGCAGCAGCAGCACCAGUGUAAAGAUCUUCAGUGUUUCUGUUCAUGGUUUGUAAAAAGAACAAGACGAUAUCAAGAAGAAACAGGACGAGAAAGAGAAGAAGAACCACUAAAGUGGAAGGAAUGAAGAUGGAUCCGAAGGCCAAAGAGAUGCUUAAAUUACUAAGACAGCAACAGAGAAUUAAUUUGAAACUGAUUAUGCUUAUUAAACAAUCAUAUAUGUUGAA
Molecule: messenger RNA, 1069 nt
Organism: Megalobrama amblycephala (Wuchang bream)
Lineage: Eukaryota; Metazoa; Chordata; Actinopteri; Cypriniformes; Xenocyprididae
Exons: 4
Coding region: 212-898 (228 amino acids)
Source: RefSeq, a predicted model, not a curated record